UGGAUGGAGCCUAGGAAGAACCCGGGUUCAUUAUCUGAACCCCAACUUGUUCCCAGAGAGCUGACUGACAAAUCACAGGAGCACGUUUAAUUUCAUCCCCCUUAAAAUCAGCAAGGGAUGGAUGAGAGCCCUGGGAUGCUCUGAAUAGCUCCUGAAACCCACUGAUCUAUGGCAGUCCACUUACUUCUGUUUCUCCUCCACUCGAUUUUUAUCCCCCAGCAGGACGAUUUCUCCUCUCAGUUCCCUCCCUUCCCUCCCUCCCUCCCUUUCUCCUCUGCUGCUCUCCAUCCUCCCUCCGCACCCCACCCCCCAGCCACCGGCUAUUUGAGCUUCAAGGAUAUGUGAUCUCUGGCUACAAGCGGGCGCGCUGGCACAUAGACGGACGCACACACGGAAGCACACACGCACACACACAACCACACAGCCCACGCGCCGCGCACACAGGGGCGCACGCACACCCAGAGGCGCGCACAGAGCCAGUGCGCUCCCUCGCCGGAGGCCAGAUGUUCUUCUCCUAAUCAAGAGCUAGCCGCCCUGGCUUUGGAGCCGGCCCGAUCUCCCGGAUCCCCCACAGAAGCCCUGGGACAGGAUGGGGCUGCCGCCACCCGGCUCCCCGGCGUCCCUGCUGCCCGCAGCCGCCCUCUGCCUCCUUUCCUGCCUCCUCUCGGCACCUCGGGGCCACGCGUGCCCUGCAGGCUGUGUGUGCGCGGACUCCCACACCGUGGACUGCCGGGCCCGAGGGCUGCCCAGCGUGCCGAGCGCCUUCCCCCUGGACGUGCGGAAGCUGCUGGUGGCUGACAACCACAUCGAGGCCAUCCCGGCCGACUUCUUCAUCUUUUACGGGGACCUGGUCUACCUGGACUUCAGGAACAACUCGCUGAGCUCGCUGCAGGAGGGCGCCUUCAGCGGCUCGGCCAAGCUCAUCUUCCUUGACCUGAGUUACAACAACCUGACCGAGCUGGGCGCCGGCACCUUCCGUUCGGCCGCCAAGCUGCUCAAGCUCAGUUUGGCCAACAACCGCCUGGCCGGUGUAGACGAGGCUGCCUUCGAGAGCCUGGAGUCGCUCCAGGUGCUGGAGCUCAACGAUAACGACCUCCGGAGCCUCAACGUGGCCGCACUGGCCGCCCUGCCCUCCUUGCGGACCCUGCGCCUGGAUGGCAACCCGUGGCUCUGUGACUGCGAGUUUGCCCAGCUCUUCUCCUGGCUCCAAGACAAUAUGUCCAAGCUGCCUAAGGGCCUCAAUGAAAUCCAGUGUUCCCUGCCCAUGGAAAACAGAAGAAUUUUCCUACAUGAGCUAUCCGAAGCCAGUUUCAGCGAGUGCAAGUUCAGCCUCUCGCUGACAGACCUCUUCAUUAUCAUCUUCUCGGGGGUGGCUGUGUCCAUCGCCGCCAUCAUCUCCAGCUUUUUCCUGGCCACGGUGGUCCAGUGCUUCCAGAGGUGUGCCCCCAACAAAGACACAGAUGAUGAAGAUGAAGAAGAGGAUGACUGAGCUGUGAAAGCCCAGCGCUUUGUGCCCAGGGACCCGAGCCAGGCACCCAUCUUAGAGAAAAGAAGGGGAAAGGGUGGCUCCUGGAAAGUGUGGUCUGCCAUCGGUGCGAGGUCGGCCAUGACCUUCCCCCUUCCUCUAGACCUUGAGGUCUCCUCCCCUGCUGGCCUGGCUGGGGGCCUUUCUUCUCAGGGCAUAGAAGACUACAGAAAGAGAGAAGCCCCAGGAAACCCAGAGGGAACCAUCCCGUUGGGGUCCAGCCUCUGAGAAAAGCCAGUCCCUGGAUUGGGUCUGAAGGAGAACAGAUUUCAAAGCAAGCUUCCUGACUGGGGCUGAGGAGCCCCAUCCAAGAAAUUAGAGGACCCGUCUGUACCCUUUGACCAGAAUGACUGCAUCCAUUCAUUUCUCAUUGACCUUGCUGGGGUAUUGGCCGUGGUGGGAUGGGAUUGAAGUACCCACCACUGAAGUGACAGCUUGGGGUUCAAGCCCAGAGCCAGACUGACUAGAACACUGUGACUCGGUAUCCUGAAGACCUGAGUUUGAAUCCUGCCUCAGACACUUACUAACCACAUGACCCAAGGCAAGUCGUCGGUUUCCCCAAGUGUCAAUUUCCUCAUCUGUCAAAUGGGGAUGAUCACAGCACCUACCUCACAGGGUUGUUGUGAGGGUCAAAUGUGUCAAGUGCUUUGCAAACCAGAAGGCACUUUUACAAAUGUUUGAGAUUAUUCUUGUUGUCGUGAUGCUCAGUAGCAGAGAACUUGCUUCAGAAUCUAGAAGACCUAGGUGCUAGUCUCGACCAGGGCCAUAGCUUUUUAGUGCCCCAGGCCAGUCUACCAAUCUUGGCUUGGUGGUGAUCUGACUGGAAGAGAAAGUUAUUUCCCAGGAGCUCACAGUAAUGAUGAAAUCACAAGUCUGGGCCCCCUAAAAGAAAUUAUUAUUGUUAUAUUUCUCAUUGGAGGCAAGAAGUAAACCUUUACAAAACCCAUUAAAAAAAAUAAGCCACAGAAGCCAGUUAAUGACUUGAGCUAAUGGGUUGGAUUCCAAAAUCUAAAAUUUCGAGGGGACGAGCAAUGAGCCCCUGAUCACAGCCAGGGAAAGUAGCCAAGGACCAGCAAUACCAACUAAUAGCUUGGGGAUGGGAAGAGGAAAUCCAAGAAGGGCCUGGAUGAAUUCAGUCAAACUCUCCCCUCAUCUAUAAAAUCAAUUUGUAGAAUCAAGGAAAUGAAGGGUGAUUCUGUGUCAUUCCCACCAGAAGAUUGUCCCUCCCUCCAAAUCAAAGUCAGGAAGGGAAUAAACACUUAUUAAGGGCUUACUGUGUGCCAGGCACUGUGUCAGGCAUUAGGGAUGAAAAUAAAAGGCAAAAGACAGUUCCUGAUCUUAAGAAAUUCACUGUCUAAUGGGGGAACCAUCACAUAAACAACUCUGUACAGACUAGAUCUAUAAAAUGGUGAUGAUCACAAAAGGGAAGACUAGUGAGCAUUAAGGGGGAUUGGGAAAGGCUUCUUGGAGGGGAUGAGAUUUCAGCUGGGGCUUCCAGGAAGCCAGGAGGCAGAAGAAGGAGGGGGGGACAUUCUAGCUAUGGAGUAUAGCCAGUGCAGAUGGAUGCAAAGAAUUCAGAGAUGGAGUGGAUUGUGGGAGGAACAGGAAAGCCACGAGGGUCACUGGAUCAGAGUCCUUGGAGUGGAAUAAUGUGUAAUGAGACUGGAAAAGUUGAGGGGGCCAGGCAUUGAAGGCUUUAAAUGCCAGAUAGCCAUUUCCUUGUGUUGUGCCCAUUUUCAACCCUAACCCUGGCCCCAUUCUUGACUAUACUCACCCCUCCUUGCUUGACAUCUUUUCCUGGAGCACCCUCAGGUUCCACAAAAUCACAUAUCCUCUUGUGGUUCAAGACCAAAACUCUAUCCCAAAACACCACCCAUGGCUGUUGGGAAGAAUGGAAGGUUCUUUGGAGAUUAGAGGCCUCAGUGGCAUUUUCUUAUUCAUGAGAUGUGAUUCCCACCUUCCAAAGAGGAUGUGAAAACCAAACUUAGUUUUUCCUAGGUUUACUAGGGAAGGAAAUUAUUUUAGUAAAGUUAUUCUGUAACAAGGGACAGUCGGUAGAACAGCCACAAAAAGCUAGGAAGGUUAUUGACCAGCUUUCAAUUGUGCCUCCUCUCAUGUUGCUCUUUCUUCAUUGGUUGUCUGUCCUUUUUUCUGUCUUCCAUCUGCAUUCUUCUCUACUCAGUUCUCUAUUAUAAAUGCUUUAUUAGUGGCCUUUAUCUUGGCAUCACAGUCAUCUCCAACCCCACCUCCAUCCCCUUUAAGGAAUAACUCUUCCUUGUGACAAAGAAAACCAAUUAAGCAAAAACCAUGCGAUAGUCAUAUAAUUUAUAGAUAGAAAGAUUCUUCUUGAUCAUCUUGACCAACAUCCUUGCUUUGGAGUUAAGGCUUAAUAAGUCACGAUGAAUCAUCUCAAUUCGUUCAGCUUAUUUAUAUUGACAGAAUUGGGACUGAAUGUGGGAGGUGGGGACAGAUACUAGUUUAUCAGAAGAAGAUCUAGAGGACCCAGUAGAUCUCAAGCUCAAUAGGUAUCAACAGUGAUAGGACAGCCAAGAAAACUAAUGUAAUCUCAAGGAAUUUACCUAUUGUGCAGAUCCAUUGAGGAGGAAAAUGUUCAUUAAUGCUUUGAGAUCCUUCAAAGAUGCAUAUAAAUAUCAAUUAGUACCAGUGUCACCUUAUCCAGGGACAGUCUCAGUAUGACUUAGUGGGUCAUCUUCAAGAUUUGCUGUAACUAAAUGAUGCAUCACCCUUUUACCAACAUGGACAUAAGCCUCUUGAACUUUUCAAGGCGGGUACUGGGAUGGCAGACAUGGAAUCCCAUCUCAGGCCUGCCUGGCAUCACCACUGGCUAGUGAUACAUUGACAAACUAAAUUUGACGACUGGCUAUUUCUAAAAAUCAUACUGGGCAGUUUUUGAAGAAACAUGUAUUUUUGUUCUCAAUUGUAAUGUAAUUAUUUUAACUGUUCAUAUACUAUUAAAGAUCAUAUUUUUA
Messenger RNA from Monodelphis domestica (gray short-tailed opossum), 4515 nucleotides. It is a transcript of the gene LRRC38, whose product is annotated as leucine rich repeat containing 38. Gene Ontology annotation, molecular function: protein binding. The record is from RefSeq and is a predicted model, not a curated record. Lineage: Eukaryota; Metazoa; Chordata; Mammalia; Didelphimorphia; Didelphidae. Gene Ontology annotation, cellular component: plasma membrane.